UUGCUCCGUGGACUGCCUUGCUGUUAUCGAUCCCAAGCCUGAAUAAACCACCCUUUAAGUAUAUUUCCUUUUGUUGAGCCUGCAUUUGUGUCCUGCCCUCGUCCAGUCCUGACAGAACGAACGAGCCAGACAUGGACGCAGCGGGCUCGAAUCCGGUCGCCAGGAAUCAAGACGCUGAUACAAUCAAGAGGAUUUUUGAUGACCUUCAAUUUUUUUUUUAUUUGUUUUCGUGACUGUUUCUCUCCAAAAGAGAAAUUUGAUUAUCUUGAGCAGGCAUGGGAAAUCGUGGAAGCCAAUGAAUGGCUUUAUGAACGCUUCCCUGAUCUGCAGGACCUGGACACGAUUUUUUCUGGCACUAAACUUCCUGACUGGAUAAAACAUCCAGAGGCCCACCCGUGUUCACAGCCCCUGCCUGUCGAUGAUGACGCUGAAUGAAGCAAUUGUGAUGAUGAUGACGAAAACAAUUCGUCGGAGUCAGAGCAGUUUGUAGUACAGGACUCGGUAAACGUAUUGUUCAAGGUACAGGACUUGUUUUAUAAAUACCAUGACAAUCUGAGUCCACAGAACCGACGUCGCGUUCUGUCGGACCUUGAUCAGCUGUUACAAGCCGAGCCUGACGUGGUUCGCUCCUUUCCUGACCUUGAGAACAUAAAGGCUCAGUUUAAGCAGGGCCUUCUUCCGCCAUGUAUCGAAGAUCCAAUAGAGUUCAUGUUUGAAUCAGACAUCACCGCAGCCUGUUCGACCGCACCACGGCACAUAACGAUAUCAGACGCAGCCUGAUGUGCAUCAGGAAAAGAACCGGCUGCACCUGCAAAACCGAAGACACCGGGACCACGGCCACGCUCAACACCCAUGCAAGUCCCUUCACGAGCACCACCUCAGUCCGCACCACGAACGACUCACGUGGCUUCCAUACGCUCACUUCGGACCGAAGCGGAGCCGGCCUCCUCAUGCCCGACUUCCCAACAUCUCCGGGCCACGACAACGGCUGUUCUCAGCCUUCCUCCUGUUCCAGCUCCUCGACAGCCCUGCGCGCCUGUGCCACCGAAGACCGUGCGCUUCGCACCUGCAGCUGCUCCAGUCUCCACGCCAGCGGCACCAGCGACGCUUCCAUCCGGCCCGGUCUCCAUGCGCACUGCACCAGCGACUGGAGCAAUCUCCGCACCUGCGGCACCUCCCGCCGAACCAGUCUCUGUGCGCAUCACUCCAGCGGUUGCUCCAGACUCCACGCCAGCUGCACCAGCGGCUACUCCAGUCUCCAUGCCAGCGGCACCAGCGACGCUUCCAGCCGGCCCGGUCUCCAUGUGCACUGCACCAGCGACUGGAGCGAUCUCCGCACCUGCGGCACCUCCCGCCGAACCAGUCUCUGUGCGCAUCACUCCAGCGGUUGCUCCAGACUCCACGCCAGCUGCACCAGCGGCUGCUCCAGUCUCCAUGCCAGCGGCACCUGCGACGCUUCCAGCCAGCCCGGUCUCCAUGCGCAAUGCGCCAGCGACUGGAGCAAUCUCCGCACCUGCGGCACCAGCGACUGCUCCAGACUCCACGCCCACGGCUGCAUUGGACUUUGCGCGCACCACGCCAGCACCUGUUCCAGCGCACGCCGCACCACAACCAGUCUCAAGGCCAGACGGUGCGUCGUUCGCACACAUGCCGUCGGAACCUUCCCCUCCUGCGCCUCCUCAUCCUGCUCCAGCUUCACUGUCGGCACAGAAGAUGACGAUCGAGGACGCAAACCUGGAGAUGCUCCAGCAGAGUUUGUUCAGCCUCCACAGUCCAUUGCAAGGCCUGUCGGCACCACUGCCAUUUUCACCUGCCAAGCACAGGGCCAGCCUGAACCACAGCUCACCUGGUUGAAGAAUGGGCAAGUACUGGAGCCUGGGGGACAUGUGAAACUCAGAAACAACAACAGAACAUUGACGAUAUACAGUGUCAGCCAGGAUGACGAGGCUAUCUACCAGUGCAUCGCUGAGAAUAGUGCUGGUUCCACACAGGCCAGUGCACGCCUCACAGUGCUCUGGGCAGACGGCCUGCCCGGUAUGCCCACACACGUGCAGGCUGAGGCCCUCUCACCAACAACCAUUCAGAUAUCCUGGAGGGAACCUGAUCAAAACACUCAUGAUAUCAUCGGAUAUGUGCUGCACUUCCGCAGGACCUCAGACCCUUUGGAAAUGGAAUAUGAGGAGGCCGUCAGUAAAAUGACACUGCAGCACGCCAUAAGAGAUCUUGAGCCUUCCACCAGUUAUACCUUUUAUGUCAAGGCCUAUACCUCCCACGGAGCGAGCAAUCCCUCUGACAGUGUCAUUGAGAGCACUCUCGGGGAGGUGCCAGCACCUCCUUCCCUCUACACCAAGGUGGUGAACAGCAGCAUGGUACAAGCAGUGUGGGAGCCUUCCCUAAAGAUGGGCCAGCACCAAGGAUUCAAACUGUAUUACAGAAGAGCUCAUGCACCAUAUUUCACUGGUCCUAUUACAUUCCCUCGCAACAUCACCCAGUACAACAUCACUCAGCUGGAUCCUGCACUGGUAUAUGAGAUAAAGCUGCUGGCCUACAACCAACAUGGAGAUGGAAAUGCCACCAUGCGAUUUGUUUCACUGAGGGAGACGGUGGAGAAAUCUGUAUCAGACACCCCGUGUGACUGUGUGAAAGAUCAGCAGAGCAAAACAUCCACAACAGGCAUCAUCAUCGGAAUUCACAUCGGACUCACCUGCAUCAUUUUCUGCAUGCUCUUCCUCGUGUUCAGCUACCGGGGCAGGCUAAUGAUGUGUAAGACAGUUCAGGCCACACCUCAGGCAGGUCCCAGGGCAGCGCUGGAAUCCUCAUCCUCUUCCCAGGGGGCCUCUGGCCUGAACAGGACUUCCAGAAGAGAGAUGGAGGUCAAUGGCAUCACAGCAGGGAGGAAAGUAGUCGAAAGCAAUGAGCUUCAGAGACUUUUCUCCCAUCACAAUACACAAGAAAACUGCAUGUCUGACAGCAGCCUUGUUGCCUGUGUGCUGAAUGACACCCAGCUGUCUACCAUCCCGCUGGAUGAGUUCACGUUGGAGCGUGACACGGAGACACAGUUCCACGAGCCUCCUCCAGCAGAAACGGGUCAACAGGGCCAAGGUUAAUCAUGUAUGAAGGCCAAUUCACACGACGCUGUCUACAGUGUCGACACAGACUCAAAACUCACUCAGGUUGACAAAUGUUCAUUUCAAAGUAGUUUUCUUUUUUUUUUGGUGAAAGAUUGUGUGGUUUUUGCCUCUUUUUAUUGGUAAAUUAAGACGUUCUUGGAGAUAUUGGACUGUUCGUUGGAGUGACUUGGCCUGGGUUUGGAGAGCUUUCUUUGGAUGGACAGCUGUUUUUAGUUCAGCAGGCCAUUUAAAUGUUAUUUUUACAUAAUUGUUCAUUUUCUGGUGUUUGGUAGCACAGAGAAUAGAGGUCCCAGAAUGUCCUUAUUAUACAAUGAUGAUUUUAUUUUUAGGUUUAUAAAUAUAUAUAUACAUAUAUAUAUCUUUAUCAUGGAUACGUGAAAGUGGUUCUAAGUUAUUGGUCUUACCUCUACUCUUCUGUGGAUGUCAGACUCCGGCUGCCUGUUCUCACCCAACCAAUGAUUCCACCUUCUCGGUUGCAGAAGACUUUGGUCUUCCUCCAGGGAUUCAGUAUCUUCUGUCUCAGGACUUUGUUUCAGUAAUACCAACAUUUGUUCUUAGUUUUUGGCCUUCAUACAGGCACUAGACCUGGCUGUGUGAAUCUUAUUGUUCAACAAAAACCUACCUCAGCUGGAAUGAAUGUGUUGUGGGAAGCUUUUUGGGACUUUACCUUCCCUGAGCUCACAAUUACUUUACAUGCAGAGGAACUGAUUGGUUGGAAGAUUGAGAUCAGGUGCUACACUACCUCAGAUGUCAAGAAACGUCUCUCUUUUUCCUGCUUGUAAGAGCGGAAACAAAACGAGUAUCCAACAUGAAGCACUUCCAAAUGCUGAAGUUAAUGUUCUACCUCAAGAUAACAAAUGUUAAUGUUGUCACUGUUGUUGUUGUCUGUCUGUUUAUUGCGUAUGGAAAAGCUUUCUUUUCCCUCUGAUAUCCUGGCUUCCCACCAUUGAUGAAAACGUGUUUGUAGAUAAAUCGGUACCUCAUACAAAGUGACAGACUUCUAACACUGUUGUAAGAAUUACAGUAUGUAUGGAAUAUGUGUUAAACAUGUUGAUGUGUUAUUAUUUUUCUAGAUUUAAUUUCAUUUAAAGGUCCAUAAUAUGUUUUUAAGCUUAGUUUGCCAAGUUGAAUGAAAUGAUUGUUAGAGAUAUUCGCCACUUGCUAAUGACGUUAGCUGCGAAAUGAACAAAUUUUUUUAACAGGAGGUGGCAUGUACAAUACAAACAUCAUAUGUGUAUCAGUCAGUGCUGUGAAUGAAAGUGUACAUCAUUUAUAAAGUGUGUAUUUGUGGUUCUCA
This is a messenger RNA of Thalassophryne amazonica, 4428 nucleotides long. RefSeq names its product immunoglobulin superfamily, DCC subclass, member 3 (gene igdcc3). The transcript is spliced from 9 exons. The coding region runs from base 780 to 3107 and encodes 775 amino acids. Gene Ontology annotation, molecular function: protein binding. Gene Ontology annotation, biological process: axon guidance; cell-cell adhesion. The record is from RefSeq and is a predicted model, not a curated record. Gene Ontology annotation, cellular component: plasma membrane; axon. NCBI's taxonomy places the organism in Eukaryota, Metazoa, Chordata, Actinopteri, Batrachoidiformes, Batrachoididae.